UUGUUGCGUGGCGCGAUGGCCAGCCAGACGAGGCCUCCGAGCGGCCUCCGGCCACCCCCGCAGCCCUUCGCCUCCAGGUCGUUCGGCGGCGGUGACCAGACCGGCGCAAAGGUCGCCGUCGCCGUUCGCAGCGCCAGUUGCGGUGGACAGGUCGAUCCCCGCACGGAGGCGCAACUGUGCGAGUUUGACAUGAUAAUCGAGCAGAUGGACAAAUACUGGCCCUCGAGGACAACGGCAACGCGGCCCCCGCGUGAAGUAACGCCGGUGCAGCGGGCGCACAAGCGCAGCCACCACGGCAUCGACGAGGACCUACAAAUCAUCCUGGACAACAUGGACCCCGGACUGCUCGCCACCCCUGGUGACGCCUCCUCCCCGCGUGGAGUCGAGGUUGCAGCCACCCCCAUCAAACCCUCGCCUAACGGCCCUCCGACUUUCAAAACGAGCAGUGCAUCGUCGCGCACGCAACUCAAGCAGCAGUUGAUGCGCCAGCAGCUGCAGGAGCAGGAACGAAAAGAGGCCGAGAAGAAGCAGCCGCCGCCGAUCGCCACCCCCGUCACGCCAGCCGCCCCCAUCAACACACCCUUGCCACCAACUCUGACUGCCGCACCUGUCGAUUUGCCUCUACAAGUCCUACAGGUGAGGACGGUGCUGGAGAACCCAACCAGGUACCACGUCAUUCAGAAGCAGAAGAGCCAGGUGCGGCAGUACCUGAGCGAGUCAUUCCAAGGCGACGACUCGCUGGACAGCGGCACCCCUCCCGCACGCACCACCCGCUCCAGCAAGAGGUCGGCCACGGCCAGCUCUGCCCCAACCACUGCGUCCCACUCCCGGAGGCCGUCGGCGCUUGCCUCUAGUACAGGACCUCAGGAAAGGGUCAUGUCACCAGGCCUCAGUUCAGUUGCCACCAGCGUUUCAGAGGGUGAAGAGUUAAUGGACGACUGGCUGUCACUCGGCGAAGCUUCCUUGCCUUCGGACAAUCAACUGAAAAAUGAAAUCGACCCACAGGCUCUGGCAGAGGCUCUGGGUGGCGGCAAUGCUGGUCUAUACGGCCAAUUCCACCCGUUCAACGAGGUGUUCAACACGGCGGCGGCGACUGGAGCGGCGGCGACCUCCUCCUCGUCGUCGUGUCCUCCGGACUUACCACAAAUCAAAGUGGAGGGCAGUCAGCUGAGCGACAACGAGGUGCACGCGAUUAUUCGCGAUAGGCAGAAGAAAGACAACCACAACAUGAUCGAGAGGCGUCGUCGUUUCAACAUAAACGACAGGAUCAAAGAGCUCGGCACCCUUCUGCCAAAAAAUAAUGACCCGUACUUUGAAGUGAUCAGAGACGCGAGACCCAACAAGGGGACCAUCCUGAAGUCAUCCGUGGACUUCAUUAAGUGUCUCAAGCAGGAAAACGAAAGACUCAAGCAAAUCGAGGAGUUUAGCAAAAAGACGGAGCAAAUGAACAAAAGGCUUUUGAUCCGAAUAAGGGAGCUGGAGCUGCAAGCCAAGACGCACGGACUGAUAGCAGAUUGGCAAGCCUCGGAGCCCCUUCCACCAAUGAACAUGUCAUCAGGUUACAUCAAAGCCGAAGAUGGCACAAGUCUAAUCUCACUCAGCAAUGUUGUGCCGCAACAAAUCCAGAUGCCAGACGUGGUGACAGAGGCAGCAACCUUAAGUGUCUCGUCGCACAUGGAGGACUUGAUGGAGGACGAUUUGCACGCAGUGACCCCAGUGAACCUAGUGAACGGGGACCCAAUGUUGUCUUCUCCAAACGUGGCGAGUCCAGUGCACAGUCUCAUCGAAGACAUUGACAUGAUGGUUUAGGAUAGGGAGAAAGACAGCCAGUUGCGUCUUCAAGUGCCAAUAGAUCGCCUUGUUCAGAGACCGCCCAGUGAAUACGUUUUAGCUCAAUAAUUACACCCACACACAUUCACACAAGUGAGAGAGCGUCACGGUCAUGUUAUGAAACAGUAAAUAAUUGUAUUUUGUUUAGCAGUUAAUUUGAUAGUACUGGUAUAUAUUGAUAUAAUUACAGAGUUUAUUAACAGCCGUAAGAAAACUGUACUGUUGUUUGUAAUCCCAUAUUCUCCAGAUUUAUUUGUUCAAUUUUUUUAAAAUGAAACUUUUUUUAAAUUAGUAGGGCUGUGAAAUCAAAACAUACAAAAAAGUUAUAUGCCCGAGUUAUUGAUUGGUUCUAUCGCUGGAAUUAAGUCCCUUGUGCUCCAAGAGGUUGGCAUAUUAGUUGAGAUUUUCCAACUCAUAAAAUUGUUUUUGGUCUGUUUUAAGUCAGAAAUAAUAUUUUUAGUAGUAAAAUUUCGAUUUAAUUUCAAAAUCGAGAUAGUUAACGCCAUGAUACAAUGAAUAACUGAUUGUGAGUUAUAUUAUAACUAACCAUAUAAGCUUCCUUUAUUAUCCUUUCGGAAAUAAGUAAUUACAGCCCUUGCAACCAAUAACAGAAGAAAUAUAAUUAAAAAAGUAUCUGAUACUGUCACAAUAUAAUUCAUUUUAAAAAUAUAAAAAUCAAAGAUGCUUUUCAAAAUAUUCUUAGGAGAUUAUACAUAUUUGGAGAGUGGUUUCAUAAAAUUUCAAAUUAAGCAAUUUGGUGUGGGAUUUUUUUCAAUUUUUCUAAAUGAAGGCCUGGACAAAAAGUCAAUUUAAGAUAAUUAACUGUCACAGAAAUUUCUUUAAAAAAUUAUUCCUCAAAUGAAAAAAAAAACGAAAAUAGCAGCUUUUUCUGGUAAAAAGCCAAUUAUAAAUAUGACCGCAAUGGAAAACCUCAAGAACCCGAAAAAACAUGAAAAUUGGUUUAAAACAAGUUUUUUUACCUUUCAAAAACAGUAAUUUAUUUUGAAGAAAAAAAAACCUCAGAAAUUCACAGCCCUAUUAAGAAUUAGUUAGCAAAUCUAGGUUAAGUUUGCGCGCGCGCGCGCGCGCGUGUGUGUGUGUGUGUGUGUGUGUGUGUGUGUGUGUGUGAGAGAGAAAGAGUGAUAAAAAUGGAAUGUGGUCAAUUUGACAAGACUUCAAGGUGCUUCCAUUUUCAGCAGUCAUUUGUUUGUGAACUGCUGUUGCAGAAUUCCAUUCAGCGCGUGUACAGAUAUUUUAAAAAUAGGCACAUGGCGGUCAGUACAAUGUAAGUCAGAAGUUUCCUCUCUCUUAAGCUGUUGGUAAAAUUUCUCUGUCAAAACUUAAAUCGUGUGCCUUUUCUAGUCAGCCUAAGAAAACCUUCACCUUGAAAGCGAUUGACUUCUUUUUGCAUUGCAUGAAUUGACCAUUCCAUCGAUAUGGUGCAAAUGACAUGUGUGCGAUUAAAAAAUACUGGUAUUUUCCCAGGGACGAGACUCACGAAUUCAAUUAGAAAGGAAAAGGGAGGAAAUAAAAUCCAGCUAAAUGUGCCUUAGUGUGAACUCAUGUAACAAAAUCGUCAUCCCUUUGAUUUGUCAACUGAGGAAACUGUUUUGUUUGUGACCUAUUUUGAUUGUUUUGCAGAGACACUCUAGCAAGUAGAUGUUGAAUUGCCUCUGAACUGAGUAUUCACUGAACUGCAAUAUUGGCUUGCGAUCAAAAUAACACGUGUAAUAUUUUUGCUGAAAUAAAUACACAAAAAUUGAUCUAUAUUACUUAA
Messenger RNA from Cloeon dipterum, 3607 nucleotides. It is a transcript of the gene Mitf, whose product is annotated as transcription factor Mitf. The record is from RefSeq and is a predicted model, not a curated record. Gene Ontology annotation, molecular function: RNA polymerase II cis-regulatory region sequence-specific DNA binding; protein dimerization activity; DNA-binding transcription factor activity, RNA polymerase II-specific. Gene Ontology annotation, biological process: regulation of transcription by RNA polymerase II. The coding region runs from base 16 to 1809 and encodes 597 amino acids. Gene Ontology annotation, cellular component: nucleus. NCBI's taxonomy places the organism in Eukaryota, Metazoa, Arthropoda, Insecta, Ephemeroptera, Baetidae. The transcript is spliced from 10 exons.